AUGGACUCAGCACCAGUGUCACAAGCCGGACCAGCAUUCCAAGGAAAUGGCCACACGACAAAGAGGCAAGACAUGAUCAAGCUGCACAACGACAAGGUUCAAAAGCAGCAUGAGUUGAUCGAGGCCGGUGGCGAGGAAGGCCGCACCAUCAAGCGGCCCGACUUUUCGCAUCAGUACCCUGCGUCUUAUAAGCCGGUGAAGGAGCUGGAAAAGAUAACUCUCGACGCCCUCCGUCCAGAUACCCACCACUACGGCAAAUGCCUAAUCGUCCGGACCGUUGCCCUCCCCUACACUGGCGUAGGCACAAGCACAAUCGUCGAGGACGAGACGGGAGCCGUGGCGCGGCUGGUGAUAUUCGCCUACAGCGACUCGUCCAUCCUCUCCAACGUGCCCGAGGGCUGCUUUGUCGCGAUCAAGGAGCCGUUCUUCCGUUCGUCUUCUCAAGAGGAAGAGGAGAAGGAAGGGGGAGAACUCGACUUAGCGCCCGGCGCAUUCAUCUCGGUCGACCACCCAUCCGACAUUGUACUCCUCCGCUUCAGCGACCCGGCCAUCGCGGCUCGGUUCGGGUCCGUGACGCCGUUGCUCGGCUCGGCCGACGAGUGGAAGCAGGCUGGCGACGCCAGCUUCCUGCAGGGCGACCUCGCCACUGCUGCUUUCUGCUACACCGAGGCGCUUGAUUUCGCCAGCGCCAACGACACAACCACGCUCGACAAGCAGGGCAUCCUCGCCAAGCGUGCAGGGACGCACCUCCUGCUGGGCCGGUUCGACGCGGCGCGCGCCGACGCGCUCGAGUCCCUGACCAAAAGCGACGGCGGACCGUCGGACUGGCGCGCGCACCAGACGGCAGCCAAGGCCAGCUACGCGCUCGGCGAGUUCCGCACGGCGCUGGCGCACCUCGAUUCGGCCCUGGGCCUCAACCCGACCUCGGCCGCGCUGACCAAAGACCGCGACAGGGCGCUCGCCAGGGUCGCCGAGGAGGAGAGCGGGGAGUACGACUUUGCCGCGCUGGCGGCGGCGGUCUCGGGCGGGCGCCGCACGCUGGACGUGGGCAGCUUCAGGCGGCGGACGGAGGAGCGGGCGUCGGCGACGCACGGGCGCGGGCUGUUCGCGACGGAGCGCAUCCCGGCCGGCGAGCUGGUGUUUGUGGAAAAGGCGACGGUGAUGCCGCCGCAGUACGACGAGGAGCGGUCGUCGGCGGCGCUGUACGCGGGCAUGGUGCGGCGCAUGCUCGACAGCCCCACGCUGGCCCGGCGGCUGUGCGGCAUGUUUGCCGGCGGCUACGCCCACGCCACCGGCCGCGAGGGCGACGUCGUGGACGGCGUCGCCGUCGUCGACGUCUUCCACGCCGAGCUGCUGCGCGUCAAGAACUGCUUCAGCGCCCCGCUGUCCACCACCGCCGCGAACCUCGCGCCCGACGUCGCGAGGCACCACCCGCCGCGCGCCAGGGGCCUGUGGCCGCUCGCCGCCGCCAUGAACCACGCCUGCGUGCCCAACACGGCCCGGGCCUUUGUGGCCGACGUCUUCGUCACGCGCGCCCUGAGGGACAUCGCCCAGGGCGAGGAGCUCACGCAGUCCUACAUCCCCGUGCGGGCCGACGUCGCGGCCAGGCAGGCGCAGCACGGCCAGUGGUGGGGGUUCGAGUGCGGGUGCGUGCUGUGCGCGGCCGAAAAGGGCCGGGAGGACGGGGUCCUGGCGAGGCGGAGGAGGGUGCUGCUCAAACAGAUGGAGAAAAUGAUGGACAGGAGCGCCACGACGGUCGAGAUGUCGGGCGCCGUGGAUGUGUUUGGCAAGGCCAAGGCUGACAGCGGAACGGUGCGCAACGUCGAGAGGGUCAUGGGCUUGCUGGAGGCGGCGCACGAGGUUGAAGUCUACGGGCCAAACAUGGUCUUUGCUGAUGCUGAUGGCGGUGUCGGCGACGGCGACCGCGACGGCGACGGAGACAAUGAUGCACCGCCGCUUCUACUCCCGCGUCUGCUGCUCAUCCUUCCCAGCAUGUGGCUCAUGGACGCGUACCGCGGCCGUCGGAAGCACGCCAAGGUGGUGCACAUGGCGACCAAGGCGCUGCGCAACUUUGGCUUCCUUUCGUUCCCAGGCCCCGAGGGCACGAAGAUGCAGCACUUUUUCGAGCGGCAGCCUCGGGGAAGCGCGGGAAUCGUGACAAUUCAUCUUGUGCGGGCCCUCAUGUGCGCCACCGAGGCCCUCCGGCACUUGGGCAGGGUCGAUGAGGCGGGUGACUGGGAGGCCGCCGCGAGGUUUGCGUUCAAGGUCAUAACGGGGUGGGAGAACGACCCUUCUGUCAUGCUUGGGCCGUCUUGA
Molecule: messenger RNA, 2316 nt
Organism: Pyricularia pennisetigena
Lineage: Eukaryota; Fungi; Ascomycota; Sordariomycetes; Magnaporthales; Pyriculariaceae
Exons: 2
Coding region: 1-2316 (771 amino acids)
Molecular function (GO): protein binding
Source: RefSeq, a predicted model, not a curated record